UAUUGUCCCAGUUUAUCGAGAGGAAGCUAACUUGCCUUUAAAACAAUACCUACAUUUUCUGGUUUUUAGCUUGCUAGAUCCCGCUUUAUAUUACACCGUAUAUUACGCUGCAAGACGUCAGAAUACCACAAGGAUUUUAAUUGAAGUUGACUGGGAAAGCACAUGGCAGAAAGACCAGAGGACCUAAAUCUUCCGAACGCUGUCAUCACACGGAUUAUUAAAGAGGCGUUGCCCGAAGGAGUGAAUGUAUCCAAAGAGGCAAGGAGGGCCAUCUCACAGGCUGCCAGCGUGUUCGUCCUGUAUGCCACGUCAUGUGCAAAUAACUUUGCGAUGAAGGCCAAGAGGAAGACACUCAACGCAGGGGAUGUGAUGGCAGCCAUGGAGGAGAUGGAGUUUGAGCGCUUCCUCCAGCCUCUGAGAGAGGCCCUGGAGGCCUACAAGAAAGGGCUGAAGGGGAAGAAGGAGGCGUCUGAACAGAAACGCAAAGACAAGGAAAAGAAGACCGAUGCAGAAGAGAAUGACAAGAGCAGGGAGGAGGAAACCCUCGAGGAAGAGGAUGAGAACAUGGAGGAGGAACAGGAAGGAGAGAACGAGGGAGAGGAGGAAGUGGAGAACUAAGGAAACCUGCGUUGCGACCCCCAGGGAAAUCCGGCAGACCACGAAAUGUGCAUUUGCCCCUGAAAGAAAAACACGAUUGCACUUCUAGGUAAUCCUGACCGUGGCAAGAUCCCUGUAAAGUAGUGAUGGUGAGAGUGAGGCUUUAUUGGCCCCUGAUUGGGUGAAACCGUCCUGUUUAGUCUAUGACUCAUGGCGUAUAACCAAUUGUAGUGGAGGUAAUUCUCAGAUGUAUUUUCCCCUCUUCCAUUUGGAAUCAUCAGUUGUUCUCUGGUCUCAUGCGAGUGCUGUACUGCCUGCACCCACAUGCAUAUACACACCACUGAUACACCCGCUUGCAAGCCAAUGACUGUUGUCUACACAACAUGCUGCAGGAGCCUUGCUGAGUCUUGAGCACCUGGUAAACAGUGGUGCUGGGAGACCGGGGUGCAGAGGGUGUAGUAACCUGCAGAACCUUGGCCAUCUUUAACUCAUGCUACUUAACCUAGGCAUUAUGAUGGCAGCCAUGUCCUGCUAAUGCAAACCCCUAGUCAUAGGCAGCUAAAGACAGCCCAAACUCAAAUUUAUGUCAGUUUUUGGUUGGUUUCUAACAGUCAGUGACUGACCGCACAUGCUAGCAUCACCCGUAGUAGAGUUUGUAAAGCCUAACCCUCCCAACACAAGUAUGAAAUUCUCAGUAUAAACAAACGAGCAAGGAACAGCUGUGCCAUGAGUUCCACAGUUAACUUGGGUCCGGUUUCCAUCUUCUAAAGCCUUUUAUUAAGGUUGAGGUUCACUAUAGCCAUUAGUGUGUUAUAGUGAUUGGUUGGCUUUCUAGUUAUUGUUCAUCAGCUUUGAAAUUGAAGUGUUCACUACCAGUGUGAUGUACAACAGUUUGAUUUACCGACACUUCUCGGUCAUGCUUUAUAGAAAAUAGUAGAUUCUUGUAGAAAUUUGUUGAAUGUCCAUCGAAGAAAAAAAUAUGCAGCACUGCCCAAGGAAAUGUACCACUGGGUUUGUGAACUGAUGUCACAAGUCACAACCAGAUGUUCUACCUCUGAUUUGGAAUGCAUCAAUGUACUCAGUCCUCAACAUACAUUACUGUAUUGUUCCAAGGUACUUUACCUAAAAGUGUGUAUGUGUGUAAAGAUACAAAUUGGAAAAGAGACUUCAUUUGGGCAGGUGUUUUCUGAUAUUUAGAAUGAUACAACCACAACCAGCACAACAUUGUUCUACAGAUAACAUCAAACAUCAGUGUGGAAUUGAAGCGUGUAUGGGACAACAGAAUUAACAUACCUUUUUUAUUUACAUGUGAUAAAAGUUCAUUAAAACUGCAAAUUGUAUUGUAGCUCAUAACAACUUACUGCCAUAAAUGUUAAUACGUCCCACCGUUAGACCCACCUUUACUGAUCCCUUGUAAUAAGGUGAAUGCUGAGUUCAAUUAUUUGUAUAGCACUCAGAAUGUUUUAUACUUAAUAUUUGACUACUUUUCUAAUAAACAUUUGUAUAUAGA
Molecule: messenger RNA, 2107 nt
Organism: Anguilla anguilla (European eel)
Lineage: Eukaryota; Metazoa; Chordata; Actinopteri; Anguilliformes; Anguillidae
Gene: pole3
Product: polymerase (DNA directed), epsilon 3 (p17 subunit)
Exons: 5
Coding region: 163-618 (151 amino acids)
Biological process (GO): leading strand elongation; DNA damage response; heterochromatin formation
Cellular component (GO): CHRAC; epsilon DNA polymerase complex
Molecular function (GO): protein heterodimerization activity; chromatin DNA binding
Source: RefSeq, a predicted model, not a curated record